AUAUAGAGUGGCCCCAACGAGGGACACACUUUAGUUGAAAUUCUGCAGUCGUCGCUUUGAGUCUUUUUGGAAGGCUUUCCGUCUUAGAAGACUGCCUGUACACAGAUCCACGACGAAUAGGUGCGAAGUUGGACACAAGACAAACGUCAGGAUGAAGACACUUAUUGUGCUCAUGUGCUCACUAGUCGUCGUUUGGGCUCGUUACGAAAAUGAAAUGAGGCUUGCCAACAACCGAUUCGCGGUGGACCUUCUUAGAGGCCUCCCCAGUUCCCCAGAAAAGAACAUCUUUUUCUCACCCUACAGUAUUUCAACAGCGAUGGGGAUGGUUUUCGCAGGAGCUGAAGGUGAAACUCUAAAAGAUUUGUACGACGGCUUUGGUUAUCUACGCUCUGGUCUUAAAGAGGACUGGGUAUUGCAAGCAUACGCGGAUCAUGCUAAGCAACUCCAGGUUGGGCAAUCGCAGUCGACAUUCGACGUUGCCAACGCCGCUGCCAUUCACGAACGCCUGGCCCUCCUGAGUGCUUACGAGAACACCCUGGAUAGCACUUUCCAUGCCCAACUACUGAAGGUAGACUUCGUCAACGGUGGGACGGCAGCAGUUGACGAAAUCAACAGGUGGGUCAAGCAAAAGACCCAUGGCAAGAUCGAUAAACUUUUCGAUGGGGCUCUCGACCCGCUCACAAGGCUCGUUUUGCUGAACGCCAUCUUUUUCAAGGGAGCGUGGAGCACAAAGUUCGACGAGAGCGCAACUACUAAGAAGCAGUUUCUGAACGGUGGCACGACUCCAACACAAGUGGACACCAUGACGAAUAGGAUCCGCAUUGGCUACAAAUCGUUUCCGGCAAUGCGGUUGGAAGUCGCAGAAUUGCCUUACGCUGGCGGCAACUACAGUAUGGUCAUAUUAUUGCCAAGGGGGAGCGAAGGAAUAGAAGGAUUCAAGCACAAUCUGACAGAACAUCUUCUGCAAGAUUUCAUUGGUCACGUUGAGCUGAGGGAAAUAACCGUGUCUCUUCCCAAAUUCAAACUGGAGACUGAGUAUUCACUCAAGGACAACCUGAAGAGGUUGGGAAUCACAUUGAUCUUCGGUGCUCAGGCUGACCUGUCUGGCAUCUCGGGCGGUGGUGACCUCGUGGUGUCUGACGUGGUGCACAAGGCUGUUGUGGAAGUCAACGAAGAAGGCACGGAGGCUGCCGCUGUAUCGGGAGUCGUCGUCAACACCAGACUGGUCGAAGUACCCACUUUGGAGUUCAACGUCGACCAGCCUUUCGUCUUAUUUAUUCGGAACACCCAGACUAAAGAUUUGCUCUUCGCGGGACAAGUCAACCAUCUCUGAAGGAGACCAUAACUGUGCACAACGAAAACACGCCACGAAGACAAUCUCCAUAAAGAAAGAAUAAAAACUGCCAACGUUGUCAUUCUUGA
Ixodes scapularis (black-legged tick) is the source of this 1422-nucleotide messenger RNA. Its product is annotated as intracellular coagulation inhibitor 2. The record is from RefSeq and is a predicted model, not a curated record. The transcript has 3 exons. Lineage: Eukaryota; Metazoa; Arthropoda; Arachnida; Ixodida; Ixodidae. Bases 152 to 1333 code for a protein of 393 amino acids. Gene Ontology annotation, molecular function: serine-type endopeptidase inhibitor activity.